AUGGCGAGUCUAGACACAACUUCUGCAGCUUUACAAUGGACAAUGGCAGAGCUAAUCAACCAUCAAGAUUGCUUGACAAAGAUCAGAGACGAGAUCAAAUCGGUUUUAGGAACAAACACGCAUCGGUUAAUCAAAGAAUCAGAUUUGAAGAAGCUUCCUUACUUACAAGCAGGUAUCAAGGAGGCAUUGAGACUUCAUCCAGUGGAGAUCAAUGGGUACGAUGUAAAAUCAGGGACAAAGAUCUUUGUAAAUGCUUACGGGAUAAUGCGUGAUCCAACCACAUACAAAGAUCCUGACAAGUUUAGACCUGAGAGGUUUCUUGUGGUGCAAGAAAACACAGAGAGAAAGAUUGGUUAUUACCAGCAGCAAUAUAUGUUGGAACUAAAGGGACAGGAUGUGAAUUAUCUUGCGUUUGGGAGUGGAAGAAGAGGAUGUCUUGGAGUUUCUCAUGCUUCUCUUCUUUUAAGUCUCACUAUCGGAUCACUUGUGCAGUGUUUUGAUUGGAAAGUGAAAGGGGACGAAGACAAAAUCAAGAUCAAGAUCAAGUUACCUAAUGGGUUUUCGGCUUCAGGCACCGCAGGAGGAAGUUCUCUUAUGUGUUCUCCUGAUUUGUAUUUUGAUCCAUUCGGAAACCAAACUUAG
Messenger RNA from Microthlaspi erraticum, 642 nucleotides. Lineage: Eukaryota; Viridiplantae; Streptophyta; Magnoliopsida; Brassicales; Brassicaceae. The record is from the annotation of a GenBank genome assembly.